This is a messenger RNA of Penicillium lagena, 600 nucleotides long. RefSeq lists its product as uncharacterized. Gene Ontology annotation, molecular function: mechanosensitive monoatomic ion channel activity. The record is from RefSeq and is a predicted model, not a curated record. Bases 1 to 600 code for a protein of 199 amino acids. Lineage: Eukaryota; Fungi; Ascomycota; Eurotiomycetes; Eurotiales; Aspergillaceae. Gene Ontology annotation, biological process: intracellular water homeostasis; monoatomic ion transport. The transcript is spliced from 4 exons.
AUGCCCCGACUGGAUGACAGCACCAUAUCCCUGCUCCGCGUCGGCCACGGUGCCCAGCGCCACGUCAAGCGCGUCUGGGAUGGCUUUGUUAAUUUCGCUGCUCGGGACAACGUCCUCGAGGUAGCUCUUGGUCUCAUGUUCGAGUUCCUCUCAACCGAAAACCCUGCUUUCACCAAGGUGGUCACUUCCUUUGUGUCAGACAUGGUGUUGCCGAUCGUGUCCAUGCUCCCCUUCUUGAACAAGAACAUGGACCAGAAAUUCUCAGUGCUCAGCAAAGGUCCAAACUAUACUGAGCCCCAGGGAUAUAAUACCGUCAUGCAGGCGAGAGAUGAUGGGGCACUAGUCCUGGCUUACGGGGUGUUUAUCGAAAACAUUGUCAAUUUUCUCGGCGUCAGUCUGACUCUGUACGCCGUUGCACAAUUGUACAUGUCCAUCUCGCAUCAGCGCAUUAUCAAGCCGACCAGACGGUGCAGGUAUUGCAAGAAGUUUAUUAGUGUGAAGGCUCUACGCUGCAUGUACUGUUCCAGUUGGCAGGACGGGAGGGAGGAUUUACCUGGCGAACAGGCACCUCUUAAUAACGAGGAUGAUGAAGACUCAUGA